Bipolaris maydis ATCC 48331 is the source of this 1851-nucleotide messenger RNA. NCBI's taxonomy places the organism in Eukaryota, Fungi, Ascomycota, Dothideomycetes, Pleosporales, Pleosporaceae. The record is from RefSeq and is a predicted model, not a curated record.
AUGAAGUCUAUUCACUUCCUUGGGACUGUCCUGCUCGGGCUUUCCCAUUCCCUUGCCAACGCAGCAGCUAUCCCCAAUGAGUUCCCUGCUUUCGCCCCUUUUACGCCCAAGCGGGGUGGUCUCGAAGAGCGCCAGUCACCAGCCUCCUGUAUCAAUGUUGGAAAUACUCCAAACACGAGGCAUUGUUGGGCUCCAGGCUUCACGUCGUCGACUGACAUGUACACGUCCUGGCCCAAUACUGGAGUGGUUCGCUCGUACAAUUUGAGGGUUGAGAACACGACGUGCAACCCCGAUGGUGCUGGAUCGAGGGUUUGCAUGCUUAUCAACGGAAGAUUCCCAGGACCAACAAUUGUUGCGAAUUGGGGAGACACGAUCAGGGUCACCGUACGAAACCUUUUGCAAUCCAACGGUACUUCCUUCCACUGGCACGGCUUCCGCAUGCUUAACAAAAACAUCCAAGACGGUGUAAAUGGUAUCACUGAGUGUGCUGUGGCCCCGGGUGACUUCAAGACCUACGAGUUCCAAGCCACCGAGUAUGGAACGACUUGGUACCAUUCGCAUUUCUCGCACCAGUACGGAGAUGGUGUCGUUGGCACUGUUAUUGUAAAUGGACCUGCAACAGCAAACUACGACGAAGAUCUUGGUGUGAUGCCGAUCACUGAUUGGUACUACAAGACGGCAUACCAAGCUGCCUCCAUCGCCUUCCAGAACGGACAAGCUGGACUGGGUCCGCCAGUCGGAGAUAACAUCUUGAUCAACGGAACAGCUAAGAAUGCCGCUGGAGGUGGCUCAUGGAACAAGGUCACUAUCCAAGCUGGAAAGCGCUAUCGACUACGACUUGUCAACACGGCAGUGGACACGAACAUGCUAGUCAAUCUUGAUGGUCAUCCAUUCCAAGUCAUCGCAACGGAUUUUGUGCCUGUCAACCCAUACAACACCACUCAUCUCCAGAUCGGAAUCGGUCAGCGCUACGACGUCGUCUUCACCGCAAACCAAACAGCAGGAAACUACUGGUUCCGUGCUGUCGCUAACGGACUCUGUCAAUCACGCGCCGCUCGCGAAGGCCGUGCCAUCUUUACGUACCAAGGACAAACUGUGGCUGACCCUACUUCCACAGCCCCUGCUUCCCCAUUUACGGCGUGCGUCGACCCAAUAACAAGCCCCAAGAUUGCAAAGGAUGUACCCAGUAGCACCUUCGCUGCCCAGUCCAAGACUCUACCCGUCGCUUUCGGCCCUGUCGCGGCGAACGGUAACACCGUCCUGUGGACUAUCAACGGAACCUCGAUGAUCAUCGACCCGGGAAAGCCCACCAUCAAGUAUGUUGCAGAGAACAACAACAGUUUCCCUCAGUCGUACAAUGUUGUUCAAGUCCCGUCAACUUCUGCGUCUACAUGGACCUACUGGGUGAUUCAACAAGCAGUAGGCGCCCCGCCCAUUGCUCACCCCAUCCAUCUCCACGGACACGAUAGCUACGUCCUAGGCGCAGGCGAUGGCCAAUUCAGCUCCGCUACGCACUUUAGCCAGCUGCGCUUCACAAACCCACCUCGUCGGGACGUCGUCCAGCUCAGGGGUGGCGGCUGGCUGGUUCUCGCUUACCCUACGGACAACCCAGGAGCUUGGCUGAUGCAUUGCCACAUUGCUUUCCACGUAGGCAUGGGUCUCAGUGUUCAGUUUCUCGAACGUAAGCAGGAAAUCAAUCUCCCUGCCGCCGGUUCCGAGUGGAACAACAACUGCAACAACUGGGCUGCAUACAAGGCCGGUACUACGGACGUCUGGCCUCAAGAUGAUUCUGGUCUUAAGAAGCGAUGGCCGCCUCUUAUUGAGGGCCGUUCGACUUUCCGGCUAGACUAG